AUGGACUCACCGUCCGACGGCUCGCGCCGCAACUCCCCGCAGCCAGCAAUCGCACAGCGGCCAAAGAUCGUCGGCAGCCAUGCCUCGAGCGCUGAUGCAGGAACAGCCACUACGGCCGCUCCUAUUCCAGACGAGGACCAUGGCGUGGAUCUGCCUCUGACUAUGGCAGCCUCGGUCGUCUUGACUGGGCUUCCCCAGGAUGCCCACCGAGCCUUGGCUGAUGCCGAAGCCAUUGAUACGGGAAAAGUCACAGUUCGGUUUCACCCGCUUCCUUCGGCGCCGAUUUUACGAAAAGCCGUCUUCAAAAUCUCUGCAUCCCAGAAGUUUGAGACGGUCGUCAACUUUCUCCGCAAGAAACUGGACUGCAAGGAGACCGACUCUGUCUUUUGUUACAUCAACAACGUUUUUGCCCCGUCGCUUGACGAAGGUAUUGGAGGGUUGUGGAGAUGUUUUAAAAACGAGACCGACGACCAGCUCUGGGUGCAGUAUUCCAUGACUCCAUUCUUCGGGUAG
Talaromyces rugulosus is the source of this 513-nucleotide messenger RNA. RefSeq lists its product as uncharacterized. Gene Ontology annotation, biological process: autophagy of mitochondrion; nucleophagy; C-terminal protein lipidation. NCBI's taxonomy places the organism in Eukaryota, Fungi, Ascomycota, Eurotiomycetes, Eurotiales, Trichocomaceae. The record is from RefSeq and is a predicted model, not a curated record. The coding region runs from base 1 to 513 and encodes 170 amino acids. The transcript is spliced from 3 exons. Gene Ontology annotation, cellular component: Atg12-Atg5-Atg16 complex; phagophore assembly site membrane; cytoplasm.